UUUGAAGUGCGGUUCAAGCAGAAGCGGAAGACGAUCGCAGAUGGAUGAGUUUAUGGAUCACUGACUUUCGGAUGUAAAUAAGAGAAUUAUAGCAGCAAGAGCGCGUGCACUGACGAUAUCUCUCGGGUGGUGUGUUGUAGAGUCACUGCAAGGGAAAUAAAAAGGAAAGAACGCAAACGGUCAUCGGAAGAGCGACCUCCCAAAAUGCUAUCUGUUUUUAAUCAGCUGGAAAAAGAAUUGGUUGCAGUCUAUCUGAGAGAUUUCCCUCUCACCCAGAGGCGCAUGCAGAGAGUGUGUCUUAUCAUCGGGACAUUUGAAGAAGAUUUCAGACGUGCUACUGGAGCCAUUACACACGCAUUCAAUGCAGAAGUAGCUGGAGGGUUGAUGAUGGGUUUGGGGUUAGUUUUAGCUCCAGUUCAUCAGGGCAUUUCUGCUCUUAUCGCAGGAGCAGGAGCAGCUGUGGUUUCAGCCGCUGUAAUCAGUGAGAAAACCUGCCACAAGAAGAUCAUGAGCCUGCAGGCAAACUUAAUACAAGACACUGAAGCUGAACUGAGGGCAUUUCAGCAUAAAAUCACUCCUAUGAUGGACAAGAUGAAUGAGAUCAGUCAGCACGUUUCUGAAAUAUUAAGAGACCUCAUUCACCCAGGCCGUGAUGUUGGGUAUUUAAGUCAGUAUUUUUCAUCUGCCAGUGAAGUAGUGCGUUUCAUACAGAUAUAUGACAUUAGUGUGUUGGCUGCACAGAUAAAGUCUCAGACAUCAUGUUUGUUAGGAGCUCAAUUCAUCAGAGUUCUGCCAGAGAGAAUGGCACUCCAGCAGAUGUGGAUAGAGAUGGUUCAGUUAGACAAUGUGAUGGAUGAAAUGACUAAAACAAUAGAAAGAAUAGCAAAUCAGCCCAACUAAAUAUAACAAUAUGAAGGGCUAAACGAAACAAGAAAGCUCUUUGACUUGCUCUGACUAUUCCUGGGAUAUAGAGACUAUAGAAUUUAAUGUCUAAUUUUUGGUAUGCAUUUACAUGUAAACUACAAACACUGCUCUUGCUCUGCGUUGUCGAAUAAAAAA
Carassius carassius (crucian carp) is the source of this 1059-nucleotide messenger RNA. RefSeq lists its product as uncharacterized. Bases 205 to 900 code for a protein of 231 amino acids. Lineage: Eukaryota; Metazoa; Chordata; Actinopteri; Cypriniformes; Cyprinidae. The record is from RefSeq and is a predicted model, not a curated record. The transcript is spliced from 3 exons.